Rubroshorea leprosula is the source of this 2382-nucleotide messenger RNA. The record is from the annotation of a GenBank genome assembly. NCBI's taxonomy places the organism in Eukaryota, Viridiplantae, Streptophyta, Magnoliopsida, Malvales, Dipterocarpaceae.
AUCAGAGCUUUACUUAAAGAUGCUGAGGAGAAGCAAAUAUCAGAGGAACCUGUCAAGUUAUGGCUAGAUCGGCUCAGAGAAGAAUCUCUUAACAUGGAGGAUGCUUUGGAUGAGUGGAGGACUGUACUCCUGUAUCGGCGAACAGAUGGAGCUGAGGAAAGUGCUUCUUUUUUUCAGAGGAAGGUACGUGUUUUCCUCAGAUGCUUUUCUUUUCAUCCUGUUAGAUACCGUGGCAUUGCUCACAACAUAAAGGAAAUCAAUGGAAGGUUAGAUAAGAUUGCUGAGGAUAAAGAUAGGUACCAGUUAACAAGCACUGCAAUGAUCAGUAGACUGCCAAGACAAGGAGAAAGCAAAUCUUUUAUUGAUGAGUCAAGCUUGCUUGGUCGAGAUGAUGUCAAGAAUGAAAUAAUCAGCUAUUUGUUGUGUGAGCCUAGGGAAGAAGAAGAGGGUAGCCCAAUCCAAACCAUCUCUAUAGUGGGGAUAGGAGGUCUUGGUAAGACUGCUAUCGCCCAACUGGUCUACAAUGAUGAAAAUGUUAAACAACAUUUCACUUGUAGAGUCUGGACAUAUGUUUCUGAAAAUUUUGAUGAGAGAAAAAUCGCAAAAGAUAUCAUUGUAGGGCUUCAAGGCCGAGAAAAACAAGCAAACCUCCAGUCGUUGGAGUCAUUUUCAUUAGAUGCUCUUUUAGAUAAUGUUCACAGAUCCAUAGAGGGAAGGAAGUACCUUCUUGUUCUUGAUGAUGUAUGGACAGAAAAUGAUAAAGAUUUUGAAGGACUGAAUGCUACUUUCAAAUGUGGUGCUCCGGGUAGUAGGAUACUGGUGACUACACGUAAGAGCACUGUUGCAAGAAUUAUGAGAAGUUCACACACCUUUCAGUUAAAUAACUUGAGCCCAGUGAUAUGUUGGUCUAUCAUUAGGGAUAUAGCACUAAGAGAAAAGGACCAAAGGACUUGUGAGGAGUUCAAGCCUGUUGGAUUGGAAAUUGCAAAAAAGUGCAGUGGUUUGCCGCUUGUUGCAAAGACUUUGGGAGGCCUUUUGCGGUUUAAAACUAGCAUACAAGGGUGGGAGAAUGUUUUGAAUAGUGAGUUGUGGAGAAUGGAAAUGGUACAUAAAGAAGUUUUUGUUCCUUUGUUGUUGAGUUAUUAUGAUCUGCCCUCACCAGUAAGACAGUGUUUUACAUAUUUUGCUUUCUAUGGUAAACGCUGGCAUCUGAGUGUUUGUCAUAUGAUUUCAGUCUGGAUGGCACAAGGUUACUUAGGCCUUGAUGAUGAUAAUUCGCUAUUGGAACAAAAAGGCGCUGAGUACUUCCAGUGCUUGAUGGAUCGCAGUUUCUUCCAAGGUGUUAAGACUCGAAAUCAACAGCUUUGUUGUGAGGUACAUGAUUUGAUACAUGACUUUGCUCUCUUUUUGACAAGGGGAGAGUGUAUUAGCUUGAAGGUCCCCAAUGGUAAUAGAAGUUUAACAAUGAACCGAGAAAGAACUCCUCGACAUUUGACAGUGAGGACGAAAAAGGGUUUCCAUUUUCCUGAAUUCAUUCCUGAUGCAGAAAAAUUGCGAAGUGUUGUGAGUUAUGGUAGUGAUGAUCAUGCUCCCAUCAGUGAAAGAGCCAUGCGUAAUUUGUUUAAUCAAGCUAGACGCUUAAGGGUAGUGGAUCUGGCGCGCGGAUAUCAUGGUUCAGCUAUUCCAGAAGAAAUAAGAAACUUAUUGCAUUUGAGAUUCCUUAACUUGAGUCGGGGCAGAAACCUUAAAAGAUUGCCCGAUGAGAUAGGAAAUUUAGUCAACUUGAAGCUUCUUCGUACCACAGGCUGCCUCCAAUUAGCUUGCUAUCCAAAGGAAGUUGUGAGAUUAACUCGACUUACACAAUUAUUGGGUCUCAUUGUGAGAAUUGAUCGUGACGAUCCUGAAGAGUUUAGCAUUGGAGAUCUAGCAAAGUUGAAUAAACUUCUCGUGCUUUCUAUGAAAAUAGUGGGAAAUACAAUCAAUGUAGGGGAGGCUAAAAAGGUGAAGCUUCAAAAUUUGCAGGAGGUGAAGAUAUUGGUGGAUGGGGACAUAGCGGAAGCUGAACAUGUCAUACUUGAAUCCUUAAACAUGUCCUCUGUACCAAGGUACAGAUUUCAAACGGACUACUAUAUGGAUGACGGCUUCAAUGAAUCAAGAAAUGAAUGUCUUUACUAUAGCUGGGCGUAAAUGAGAAAGUUGUUGGCGAUGAUGAUGGUGAAGAGAAAAGAUGUCAGCUCCUGUACUUCUUUUCCUUUUUGGUACACGUUCCUUGUUGCAACAGACAUUGCGUGGUUUCUUAUUGUCUAAAACUACCACGUUCUUUUUUCUUGAUUUUAUUUACUUGCUUAUGUUUGAGAUGAUUUGUGACUGGUUUUAUUUCUU